GAGGUCAGUAUAUGGUUGUUUUUGGAAUUUGGUGCAAGAAGUAAACACGUUUACAGGUUCAGGCGUAAAAAUUUAAAAUACAGAUCUACUGAAUUACGAAUAUGGUUAUUUUAAAGACUAUCCCAAGAAUACUAUCUCCAGAGCUGCUAUCUGUCCUUGCAAGAAUGGGUCAUGGCGAUGAAAUUGUGCUUGCAGAUGCAAACUUUCCUAGUGCAUCAGUAUCGAAGGCUGGGCCAGAACUGGUGCGUGCAGAUGGACAUGACAUUCCAAGUUUGUUGAAAGGGGUUUUGCAGUUGCUCCCACUUGACACAUAUGUAAAAGAACCAGUGGCACUUAUGGAUCCUGUCCCAAAUGACAAAGCUGCUGGCCUAAAAACACCCAUAUGGGAUGAGUAUAAGAAAAUUGUGAAUGAAUCUGAAGGAAAAACUAUAAAUGUCGAACUUGUUGAAAGAUUUGCCUUUUAUGAAAGGGCAAAAACUGCUUUUGCAGUUGUAGCCACAGGGGAGAGUGCGCUGUAUGGGAACAUCAUUCUGAAAAAAGGAGCUCUUCCUUAAAUUUGGAAUUUGUGUCUUUAACUUUUUAAGCAAGGAACAGUUGAUUUAACCAUAUUAAGAAAAUUAAUAAUUGUCAUCAACAUUAUCAUCAUCAUUCUUCAAUUCUUUAACCAUGAAAAUCUUGAAGAAAUUUUCCACCAUA
Molecule: messenger RNA, 696 nt
Organism: Rhopilema esculentum
Lineage: Eukaryota; Metazoa; Cnidaria; Scyphozoa; Rhizostomeae; Rhizostomatidae
Product: fucose mutarotase
Biological process (GO): fucose metabolic process
Molecular function (GO): racemase and epimerase activity, acting on carbohydrates and derivatives; fucose binding
Source: RefSeq, a predicted model, not a curated record